AAUGAAGCUGUUGUUUUUAGUUUGCGUUCAGCUUUCAAGUGUCUUUGUUCACGGAGCAUUUAAAGCUGAAUGUGACCUAGUUCCGGCUGACUUUGUCUUCCUGUUGGACUCUUCCGGAAGUGAGACUGCAAGAGGAUUCAAUACACAGCUCAACUUCAUCUCAAACUUUACGUCCAAUUUUGAGGUGGGACCAAAGAAGGCGCAAUUCGCCGCGGUGACGUUUUCUACUGGUGUAUACAAAAACUUCUUUUUAAACGAGCACCAAAGUCAAGCGGAUGUGUUAAACGCCAUCAGCAAAAUUGCCUACCGAGAUGGUGAAACUUACACUGAUCUCGGACUUAACUACGUCCGGUUGAAUGUUCUUCAAGAAAACCAUGGUGCACGACACAACGUGGCUAAAUACGUCAUUGUAUUGACGGAUGGGCGUUCCAAUGAUAACUCAAGGACAGUCAGUGCAGCCAUGGCUCUUCACAAAGUCCCGAACGUGACGGUUAUAGCUAUUGGGAUCGGGCACGGGAUUGACAGGAAUGAACUGAAUAUCAUCGCCUCGGACAGAAACCAUACCUUCGUCGUUAAUACUUUUGAGCUUCUCCACACUCUACAGGUGGAACUCGUGGAUAAGACCUGUGUCCUAUGCGGUGACUAUCCGGCAGAUAUUGCCUUUCUCAUCGAUUCCUCGGGAAGUGAACAAGGAUCCAACUUCGACAACGAAAGGAACUUUGUCGAAAUGGUGGCCAAUGAAUUUAAUUAUGGCUACAAUGAUACAUUAAUUGCUGUGUCACAGUUUGCAACAAACGCCAGAACCGAUAUUUACCUCAACCAAUACCCAGAUAAACUUGCGCUCAUGCAGGCAAUAGCACGAAUACAUUGGAUGAACGGAGAAUCCAACACACAUCUUGGGCUGAAUGAGCUUGUUCGCAAUGUUUUUCACAAUAGACAUUCCCAUACGCAUGGUCACCAUGGACACCAGGUUAUAACCUACGGUCCGCGUGAUGCAUCUGUCAAAAUUGCCAUUGUUCUUACCGAUGGCCGAUCUCUAGAACCAACUCAGACUGAGAAAGCAGCCCGACAACUGCACAGUAUGGGGGUGGAAGUGUUUGCUAUAGGAAUGGGACGUAGUGUGGACUAUAGUGAACUCGUGGAAAUAGCCACAGACAGGGCGCAUGCCUACAGAGUGCCCAGCGCAAAGGACCUUGAGGGCAUCCAUACCAAGAUUGUUGAAGCGAUUUGCAAACUUAAGGUACCUCCACCCACAACAACUCCGGUACCAACAACAACAACAACACUGCCAAGUACUACCGUCAAACAAGCCUGUGGACAAAAGCCAGCCGAUAUUGUGUUUUUACUGGAUGCAUCCGAAAGCGAAAAGGCCGAGGGUUUUGCAAAAGAAUUGCAAUUCGUCUAUAACUUUGCAAGAAAAUUCCACAUAGGGCCAGAUAACGUCCAGUUUAGCGCUGUGACGUUUUCCAGUGAUAUCCGAAACGAUUUUUAUUUGAACACUUAUCACAAUCGACACGACGUUCUUAAUGCUAUCCAGAAAAUUGCUUACAUGCAGGGUGGUACCAAUACGUCGUUUGGAAUCCAGUUCGUGCGUGAGAAUAGCUUACCACAAAAUGGCGCCCGUGCAAACGCAACAAAGAUCGUGAUUGUCAUAACAGACGGACAGUCGGCGGAUCCAGCUGCAACAAAACACGAGGCGCAGCUGCUUCAUCAUCAGGGUGUCCAGGUGUAUGCGGUGGGAGUAGGUUCAGAGGUUGAUAAUUCGGAGUUGAAGGCGAUCUCCUCUAAUGGUUCUCCGAUCCUUGUCGGCGACUUUUCAUUGCUUCACGAUAUUCAGACUUCGUUAGAAACAGCAGCAUGCCACGGUGGAUCGUAGUGCUUUAAAUUUCAUGUCAUCUGUAUUGUAUUGUGCUAUUCUAUUUUACUCUUGAAUAAAUAAAAUAUUCAUAUUUAUGAAAA
Molecule: messenger RNA, 1959 nt
Organism: Saccostrea echinata
Lineage: Eukaryota; Metazoa; Mollusca; Bivalvia; Ostreida; Ostreidae
Product: collagen alpha-6(VI) chain-like
Source: RefSeq, a predicted model, not a curated record